UCGAUAUCGGAUCGACGUUGUCGGUGGAAAUCCGACAGUCGCCUUUCAUUCGCGACCAAUGAAUUUCGCUCAAACAACCAACGACUCUCACCUGUUUUUCUUCGCGCUGCAAUUGUUCCGGUUUUAAAAAAAAUUUUUUAAAUCGAUUUAGUUCGUCACAGUAUUGAUUCAAAAAAAAUUUAAAUAAACAUAUCAUUUCCAAUACAAAACUAUUAUCACCAUAAAGUUCAACUAUAACCAUGUCAUUAAAGAAAGAAUCACCAUCGGACGUCCAACUUCAUUUAGCUGCCAUGAGAGGAGAUGUAGAGCACCUGAGAAGAAUAUUGGACAGCGGAAAGGUUCACGUAGACUCUAAAGACAAAGAAGGAACUACUCCACUAAUUUUAGCAGCUGCCAAUGGACACUUCGACUGCGUUCAAGAACUUUUAGAUCAAGGGGCAAGUCCAGUAGCUAGAAGAGUGACUGGAACCACAGCAUUAUUCUUUGCUUGUCAAGGCGGUUACCUCGACAUAGUGAAACUCUUGCUGGACAACAAGGCACCGGUGGACACGGCGAGUGUGGAUGGUGGAAGUCCAUUAUUUGUAGCUUGUCAAUGUGGCCAUAUGGACGUAGUUAAAGAAUUAAUUUCACAAGGAGCAAGAGUAAAUACCCAUAUGAAGGACAGAGCAACCCCUUUAUUUAUAGCAGCACAGAAUGGUCAUUAUAAAAUUCUAGUUUAUCUGUUGGCCCAAGGAGCCGAAGCUGACACAAAAAGGACAGACGGAGCGACGCCUCUUUGGAUUAGUGCACAAAUGGGUCACGACCACAUCGUGGCGCAACUCUUAAAAGCUGGGGCAAGAGUUGAUGCUGCAAGACAUGAUGGAGCGACAGCAUUAUUUAAAGCGGCUCAUAAAGGGCAUUCUGCUGUAGUUGGGGAAUUGCUAAAGUAUAAACCAUCAUUAGGAAUGCUUCCAAAUGGGGAAAGCGCCUUACAUGCAGCUGCUUUAUCAGGGAGUCUCCCUGUUUGUAAACAACUAAUAGCAGCGGGAGCAGAUCCCUUCCUUAAAAAUCAAGAGGGUUAUUUCCCCUCGGAAAUUGCAUUGCAUCACAAACACAACAUCGUUUACGAUUAUCUUAAAGGAUGUACGCCAAGAAAUAACGUGAAAUGACACCGGGUUAAGGAGCUUAACUCCUUUAUUCCCGUUUAACCGACUGAAUUUAUAAAAAGGCUUUGAACUUAAGAUCUAAAAUGUUAAUUUCAAGUAAAAAGUAGACCGCCUUGAUGAUGCACUUGUGCCUUAACCCGAUAGUAAGCUAAGUAAUCCGGGUUGAAUGCACGUACGAUAGUACAAUUAACACAUUAUCAUAGGACUCAAACGAAAAGUUAUGCCAAGUUAAUGUCUAAUUCUAUCUAAUCAUUCGAAUUUAUUAAUUAGUACAUUUGUAAGUAUUAUCUUCCUGAGAAAUUGAGGAUUUGUAAAUAGUUAUAAUUAAAAUUACUUGUGUUUUGUUGUUAUUGCGAUUUGUUUGAAUAUCAAAAUAUAUUUAUUGCGUAUUUUUAACAAUGCUGUUGUAUUAUAUGGUUAUGUGUUAUGUUGUGUUCUCAAUUUGUAAUUAUUAAUAAAUAAUUCAUUUUCUGA
This is a messenger RNA of Onthophagus taurus, 1619 nucleotides long. RefSeq names its product ankyrin repeat domain-containing protein 29. NCBI's taxonomy places the organism in Eukaryota, Metazoa, Arthropoda, Insecta, Coleoptera, Scarabaeidae. The record is from RefSeq and is a predicted model, not a curated record. Gene Ontology annotation, molecular function: protein binding.